GCUCCCAUCAUUCUCACUUUUCUCUCUUUUUUAAUCGUACUUCCCUCUUCUCUCUCUCUCUCUCUCGCGCUUUUCGUUCUCGAGCUCUUCUCUCUCUGCACACAUGGUCACCAAGAAGCCAUCGCGCGACAACGCGCCGCCCGCAGCAGCCAACUCAAGCUCAAGCUCAAGCGCAGGCAAGCCAGCACAUGCUGCUGCUGCCGCCCCGAGUGCGCCCGCCGCGCUGGACGACUCGGCCGCGGCUGCAGCGGCUGCAGUGGCCAACAAGAAGAAGAAGCCAUCACAAGCAGCCAAGCCAGCAGCAGCAGUCGCAGCCGCCAAGAUCGCACAGCCAGAUGAAGAAGACAGUGCUCCUCCCAAGCCAGCAGCAGGCAAGCAGACAUCGCGCAAGGCGGCUGCUGCUGCAGAGACCGCCACUCCCAUGGAGAUUGUCGAUCCAGACAACUUUCCGCGUGGUGGUGCUGCCGUUCUCACGCCGCGCGAGCUGAAGACUGCUCGCGAUGAAGCCAAGGACGAUGCGCUCUUCCAAGAAGCCAACGAGACAGAUGACGCCACUCCGAUGGACAUGGACUUGGACGAAGACACUCCCAAGCCAAAGACGCCCAAAAAGAAGGCAGCACCCACUCCCAAAAAGUCAGACGCCACAAAGACGAAGCCUGCCAAGGCUGCCGAUGCCUCUGAGGACGAAUCUGGUGCCAUCGAGGCCCUGUCCUUCAAGCGCCUUGUGCCCGGGUUGGUGUUGCUCGGUGCCAUCCGAGAGGUCGGUGAAAUUGAUCUUCUCGUGUCGCUCCCGAACGCGCUGACUGGCUCCGUCCGCAUUACGGACAUUACGGAAGAGCUCAAGACCACCGUCGCCCAGAUCACAGCCGCCGCCACCGACGACGAAGACUUUACAGACAAGCUCCCAAAGCUCGCGUCCAUGUUCUCCGUUGGCGACGUUGUGCAGUGCGCCGUCUCCAGCGUGGAAGGCAAGGUGGACGAAGACGCCGGCGAAUCCAAGCCCGCCUCUGACAAGCCCGUCAAACGCCGUGUGCAUUUGACGCUGCUCCCCUCAGCCAUCAACCGCCAGCUCACCUUUGAGACCAUUCUUCCCAACCAGAUCAUCCCGGCUUCGGUCAAGAGCGUGGAAGAUCACGGUUAUGUGCUGUCUAUCGGCUUGGAGGGAGUGCAUGCCUUCCUUCCCAAGGGAAACAGCACCGCAUAUCUUAAGGCUCGCGGUUCUGGAGCGCUGGCGCCGGGCUCGUAUGUUCGUUGUGCCGUCGUUUCUGCAUCCAAGAUGUCCAAAGUCGUUACUGUCACGGUCGAUCCUGCUGUUCUCACCUCCGCUGUGGUCACGGCUACCCCGUCAGCCUCGUCGCUGCUGCCUGACAUGCGCGUCAAGGCGCGCGUCACGUCAGUGUCCAACUCUGGUGUCCGCGUCUCGUACGCUGGAUUUGCCGGUACCAUCGACCUGUAUCAUUUGGGCGACACGCCUGCUAGCUUUGCUGAGGGAGGUGCCAAGACACUGGAAGCCAUCAAGGAGCUUUGCCCGGUCGGCAGCGAACUCGCGGCUCGUAUUCUUUUCGUCAACGCCUCGGCCAAGACCAUUGCGUUCACCAUUCGCCCCGGUCUUUUGACUCACCAUGUUAAGCCUGCCACCGACCUCCAUAUUGGCGAUAUCAUUGACAAGACGCGCGUGCUCACCGCCGACCCCCAGCUGGGCCUCGUUCUCCACCUGCCUGUCGGCAACCACAUUGGCUUUGCGCACAUUUCCAACCUGUCGGAUGAUCGCAUCGGUCUACUUGGCAAGAAGUUUGCCUCCAACUCACAACACCGCGCCCGCGUCAUUGGCUACAGUCUGAUUGACGGUCUGUUUUUGGUCUCGCUCCAGCCUUCGGUUUUGAAGCUGCCCUUCCUGCGCAUUGAGCACAUCAAGCCCGGCUCGCUUGUGACUGGAACGGUGCUGGAUGUUGUGCCUGCCGGUGUCACUGUGCAGCUCACAGACACCAUUCGCGGCUUCAUUCCCGGCUCCCACAUGUCGGACGUGCAGCUCACCAAGGCGCCCAAGCACAUGAGCGCCGGUGCUUCCGUCGAGUGCCGCGUCCUUGAGGUCGAUACUGAGCGCCGUCGCGUCUUCCUCACGCACAAAAAAUCGCUGGUCAAGACCUCGCUGCCCAUUGUCGCGGCCUACACUGAGGCGCAACCAGGCUUGGUGACACAAGGCUUCAUCACAAGCGUCAAGCCGAAUGGAUGUGUCGUCACCUUCUUUGGCAAGGUGCACGCCUUUGUGCCCAAGAGCGAGUUGAGCUUGGGCGCGGCAGACCCCGAAAAGUUUUUCAAGCGCAACCAGGUCAUGAAGGUGCGCAUUCUCGAGCUCGAUCUCACUGGAGAGCGUCGUCGAUUGAUUGCCUCCUUCAAGUGGAACGAAGAGAGUGCUUCCCAGCGCGUCUCCUCCGAGGCCUUUGGCAAGGACUUGCAAGUCGGCUCGAUUGUUUCUGGCACAGUCACCUCCUUUGACGAGACGUCUCUGACCGUCCUGGUCAAGGACUCGCAUGGCGAGACGGGCUCAAUCACCAUUCCGUCGUCCCAGCUCACAGAUCACGUCUGCCACGAGAAGCAGCUUUUGCGCGUGUACGCUGAAAAGGGCUUUGUCCUCGAUCGCUGCCUUGUUCUUGCAAAGCCGGCACCUGGCCGAAUUGAGCUCUCCCUCAAGCCCUCGUUGCUGGAAGCCGCAGCCAGCACCAAGGUGCUGCCGGCCGUUUCGACCCUGGCCACUGGCGCUGUGCUGCCCGGCUUUGUCAAGUCAAUCCAGCCCUACGGUGUGUUUGUCGGCUUCCUCAAUGGCCUGACCGGACUCACCCACCUGACGCGCCUUGCCGGCCAUUUUGUCACCGCCCCUGCCGAGGAGUUUGCCGUCGGUCAGUCUGUGAAGGCUGCCGUCGUCGAAGUGGACCGCGAAGACAGCAAGCUGACGCUUUCCCUCAACGACAGCGCCGUCACUUCCAGCUCCUCGUCUGCCUUUGUCUCGACCUUCUUUGCCGAGCAAGACACCAUUAUUCGCCGUCUUUGCGCCACCGCCAAGCCCCAUGAAAGCGCCCUCGCCAUUCCUGCGGCACGCAAGCGUCUGUCGGAAAUUGCCACUUCCAUUACUGUUGAGGGCACUGUGACCCAAGUGAAGGCCACUGGCGCCAUGCUCGACCUCGGUGAAGGUGUGAAUGGCUGGGUUUCCAAGGAGCACCUUGCUGGAAGCAAGCCUGCCGUCAAUGGCAAGCUGACCUGCGCCGUCCUCGACGUUGAUCCCAUCGCAAAUCUCGUCGAUCUGUCGCUCAAGCCUGAGUUUGUCUCGGCCAGCGCCAACCCGUUCGAGCCGCUCCAGGCGCACUUUGCCGCUCCGGCGCCGUCUGGCACUUCGACGCCAAAGUCCAAGAAAGGCGCUGCCUCCGCAGCCGCUGCAGCUACCCCUGCGUCCGGUGUCACCAUUGACGCGAUCGUCGAGCUGGUCAAGCCCGAGUACUUGAUUCUCUCAUCGGCAGCCGCUCCUGGCUCUCACUUUUUCGCCUCGUGCAAGGACUUUAACACUGCCGUUCGUGGCGCCCCGCACUACAACGUUGGCAACGCCGUCAAGGUCCUUCUCACGCGUUUGCCAGCGGCAGUUUCUGCCCCAGCAGCGACCAACAAGGGCAAGGGCAAGGCUGCCGCACCCGCCGCUUCAGACAGUGUUGACGUGCUUGCCAACCUGUCCUCGCGACGCGCUCUGGCUGUUGUGCAGGGUCGCAGUGCCGCCCCUGCCGCUGAAGCAACCAACGGCCAUGCCUCCGCCGCCGCCGCCGCCACAUCCAAGCGCGCUUCUCGUCCCACGAUGGACAACGGCUUCAAGUCUGUCGAUGACGUCAAGCUUGGCCAAAUGGUUCAAGGCGCUGUCAUCUCGACGUCGGCAAUGCACGUCAAUGUUGAUCUUGGCAACAAGGUCCAUGCUCGCCUCUUCAUCACGGAAAUUCUGGAUCACUCUCACGUUGAGCAACCUGCCAACAAGCGCUCUACUCCUUCUCACACGGCUGCUGCGGAUGAGGUGAAUGUUGCAACGAUCGACCGCAACAACCCUCUGGCGUCCUUCCAGCCCGGCAUGCGCUUUUCCGCCCGUGUUGUCGGUUUCCUCGACAAGCACUCGCACACCUACCUUCCCAUCUCGCACACUGUCGGUGGCACCCGCAAGCUGGUCGAGCUGUGCAUGCGACCUGCCCUGCUUGCUGCCCAGUCUGUCGAGUUGAUUACCAUCAAGUCCCUGACACAAGGCCAGCUUUUGGACGGUUAUGUUGACGAAGUCCGAUCUGACAAGGUGGAGGUCUCCGUGACCCCCUUCAUCAAAGUCCGCGUGGCGGACUGGGAGGCAACUUCCGACUUGAAGGUUUUGCAGACCAUUGUUUUCCCGCACGCCAAGCGCCCUCUUUCGUUCAUGGAGGAUGACAGCGACCUUGAGGAUGGCGCAGACGACGACGACGACGACGAUGAUGAAGACGAUGAAGACGCCAAGAGCGAUGCAGAAUCGGACGAGAACGACCAGCUCCAAACAACUGGGCUGGCUGCCAUCUACAAGCCACAGCAGCAUGUGCGUGUCCGCGUUCUGCGGGUCAACCGCCACAACAAGCGCGUUGAGGCCACCUUGCGUAUUUCAGAGGAGCGCUCCACUGGCGAGCACGCACUUGGAUCGAUCGUCACCGUCAAGCGCAUCCUGGCGAACGACCAAGAGCUGACUGUCAAACUGUCGGACAACACAAGAGGCUACAUUAACAUUACCAACUGGAGCGAUGAUUACGGCGACCAGAGCCAUCUCCGUCCCCCGUCUUCGACCUUCAUGCAGGCGAUUGUGGUCGGUCGCGUAGUGCGUGCAUCGGGCGAUGACCGCCUGGAGCUCAGUCUGCGCCCCAGUCACUUUGCAUCUGCUGCAACCCUCGCUGGGCCCCCCGCAGCCACGUCCACCAAGAAGGGCCGCAAGACUGCGGCUGCGCCUGCGGCCCCAGCGCCGACUGCUAACGUUCGCGACCCGGUCAUCCGCUCUGUUGAGGAUGUUCGUGUGGGCCAGAUUCUUCGCGGCUUUGUUCGUCACACGGACGAGAAGGGCUGCUUUGUCAAUCUUGGUGUCAACGUGGUUGGCCGAGUGCUGAUUUCCAAUCUGUCCGAUCGCUUCUUGCUCAAGUGGCGCACCGCCUACUCGACUGGUCAGCUGGUCACGGCCAAGGUUUUGGCCGUGGAUCUCGCCAAGAAGCAGAUUGAGCUUUCCUUCCGCAAGGAGCACAUUGAUCCCGAGCAUUUUGUUCGCGCAGUCAGCCUCAAGGAGAUUGAGGAAGGCCAAAAGUACAAUGCCAAGGUCACUGGUGUCGAGCGGUACGGUGUGUUUGUCAAGAUUGAGAACAGCGACAUUGCUGGUCUCGUGCACGCGUCCGAGAUUGCCGACCACCAGGCUCCCGAAAACUUUGGCUCGUUGUUCGAGGUUGGAGACAGUGUGCGCGUUCUGAUCAAGCAGAUUGUGCGCGAGAAGGGCAAGAAGGCCAAGAUCAACUUUAGCAUGAAGCCUUCCCAUUUUGCCGACGAGAUGGAAGCCGAGGCUGACGCAGACUCGCUUCAUGGCAAGCUCCUCGCGCUGCACGCCAACGAGCAGACGGCUGGUGAGGAACGACCAGGCAAGCGCCGCGCCGACGACGCCCCAGCAGCCGAUAAUGCGCCCGCUGCCCGCACGGGCAAGAAGGCGCGUGUCGAACCUGAGGCUGAGGCCAGCAGUGACAAGGUCACCAGCAAGCGCAAGGCCGAAUCCGAAGCUGACGCGGCUGACAGUGGCUUUAUCGGCUUGGACGACUCCUCCGUGGAGCAGCCCGUCAAGAAGUCCCGUGCCAGCAAGAAGGCUGCAACGGAAGAGCCUUUCGUGCUUCCCCAGGCUCCUGCCGGCGCUGCCGAUGUGCCAGUUCUGUCGGUUGCUGCUGGUUUUGGCUUUGACGCCAUGUAUGGCUUGACGACUCGCAAGUCCACCGACAGCGAUGACGAAGGCGAUGCAGUCGACGACGGCGAAGACGAUGAGAAUGGCGACAAUUCUGACGAUAGCGACGACGACGAAGAGGAUGGCACCUCUGCAUCCUCUGCCCGGCGUCAACGCAAGGCCGCCAAGAAGCGUGAAGAGGCCGAAAUUGCCCAGGCCGAGCAGGCGCUUCUCACUCGUGAUGGCGCUGCGCCCGAAACUGUUGAGGACUUUGAGCGUUUGGUGCUCGCCUCGCCCAACAGCUCGUACGCGUGGAUCAAGUUCAUGGCCUUCCAUCUUAGUCUGUCUGAGGUCGAUCGUGCCCGUCAAGUGGGUGACCAGGCGCUCAAGACGAUCUCGUACCGCGAGGAGCGCGAGCGUCUCAACGUGUGGGUUGCCUUGCUCAAUCUCGAAAACAAGUUUGGCGGCAAGGACGCCGUCCAGCAAACCUUUGAUCGCGCCGUCGCCAACUGCGACCCCAAGGCCGUUCACCUGCAGCUUGUUGGCAUUUAUGAGCAGACCCCUGGCAAGAAGGAGGCUGCCGAGCAACUCUACAAGACUACCUGCACCAAGUUCAAGGACAGUAAGAAGGUUUGGAUCCAGUACGGUCUCUUUAAGCUGCGCAACGGCGAUGUUGAAGGCGCACGUGCCAUUCUCCAGCGCUCCCUCAAGAGCCUGCCCAAGCGCAAACAUAUUGCCACCAUUUCCAAGUUUGCUCAAAUGGAGUUCAAGCACGGCGAGCCCGAACGUGGUCGCACCAUCUUUGAAAACAUUCUCGCCACCUACCCGAAGCGCCUCGACUUGUGGUCUGUGUAUCUUGACAUGGAAAUCCGUAACGGCGACGUGUCGGCGACCAGGAACGUGUUUGAAAAGGUCACCAACAUGAACAUGUCCUCCAAGAAGAUGAAGUACUUCCUCAAGCGCUGGCUUGAUUUCGAGAAGAUUCACGGCAACAAGCAGUCGGCUGACCACGUCAAGCUGAAGGCCAAGUCUUACUUGCAGUCCAAGAUGGCCUAAGCGCUGAAAACUCUGUCAUCUUAACAUUGGUUGAAAAUAUCUUGUUAGAAGCAUCACUACUUUUUCAAAAAUUUAUUGAACGACCAUGUUUUUUUUUUUGUUCAACAACUGCAAACAGAAUGUAGCCAUACCAUCAGUCCAAAUCCCAGCAGAAGAG
Capsaspora owczarzaki ATCC 30864 is the source of this 7160-nucleotide messenger RNA. RefSeq lists its product as hypothetical. Bases 104 to 7003 code for a protein of 2299 amino acids. Gene Ontology annotation, cellular component: small-subunit processome; nucleolus; nucleus. The transcript has 8 exons. The record is from RefSeq and is a predicted model, not a curated record. Gene Ontology annotation, biological process: rRNA processing. Gene Ontology annotation, molecular function: RNA binding; protein binding. NCBI's taxonomy places the organism in Eukaryota, Filasterea, Ministeriida, Capsasporidae.